AUGCAAAUAUCAAGCUACAUAUGGAAGCGGUCAAUAUUAUGGCAGAAAGCAAAUCUGAUUUACUGCAUAAUUCUAACAAUUAUACGCUUUCAUGCAACACAUUCUUCACACAACCCAGAUAUAAACUUAAGAGAAAAAAAAUCCUAUUUUGUAGCGGUGAUAGUUAUUGAAGAUGACGAAUAUAACUUAUCAUCCAGUUUGAAUCAUGGUCUGUCUUCAUAUACCAUGUCUGAUGCCACAAAUUACAAAGCAAAGCUCAUAACAAGAGCGCUGAUACGGAUGAACGCAAAUACUAAUGACUUUUGUCAAAUACCCCGGGCGGGUGGUUUGUCAUAUGAUGUUGGACGUUUGGGCGAAGCUUGGAAUUAUGAUUCUAAUUCACAUGGUCAUGUAGAUUUAGGAAUUUGA
Mucor mucedo is the source of this 408-nucleotide messenger RNA. RefSeq lists its product as uncharacterized. The transcript is spliced from 6 exons. The record is from RefSeq and is a predicted model, not a curated record. The coding region runs from base 1 to 408 and encodes 135 amino acids. Lineage: Eukaryota; Fungi; Mucoromycota; Mucoromycetes; Mucorales; Mucoraceae.